This is a messenger RNA of Polypterus senegalus (gray bichir), 5078 nucleotides long. It is a transcript of the gene megf11, whose product is annotated as multiple EGF-like-domains 11. The transcript has 25 exons. Gene Ontology annotation, molecular function: scavenger receptor activity; protein binding. Lineage: Eukaryota; Metazoa; Chordata; Cladistia; Polypteriformes; Polypteridae. The coding region runs from base 486 to 3755 and encodes 1089 amino acids. The record is from RefSeq and is a predicted model, not a curated record.
GCCUCCCUGUGAAAAAACAGUUUUAAAAAGCGCCGCUGAAAGCUUCGCGUUUCGGUGUUGCGCCGCAGGGUGACCAGAGGACCGCAGAGAAGUGAACUGAGCCACGCGUUAAUUUGCUCGGAUUUAAUGCAUCUAAGCAGUGCACAUUAGGAUACAUUGGUUUCAUUAAUGAUUGAUGUUUGGCGAAAAUUAGAUCAGUGUUGAGUAAAUGGAUGUGCAGGAGUUUCGUCCGUGCUUGGAAAUCCUCACCUGCACCAGGGGCGAGACUGUCGCGAAUCUCCUCCUCUGAUGAGAAAGAACAAGGUGCGGCGAGAAGGAGAGAGAGAGAGGGUAGAAAACAGUCUUUGCAGCUUCUUACUAAUGGUGAUCAUGACAGAUGAUGAUUUGAUGUGGACUUCAGCCCUCACUGCAGCCUGCAUAUUCCGAGGGUCAGUUUUCUACAAAAGCACCCGUGACACCUGAUUAAUCUUCGGACAGCUGUAAAUAUGAGAAAGCUGUUGGCUCUUCUUUCCUGGCUGACUGCAGCCACAAGUCUGAACCCUGAUGAUCCUAAUGUGUGCAGCCACUGGGAAAGCUAUGCUGUCACCGUUCAGGAGUCCUACACCCAUCCGUUUGACCAAGUCUACUACACCAGGUGCACAGACAUCCUCAACUGGUUCAAAUGCACACGACACAGGAUCAGCUACAAGGCGGCGUAUCGCAGGGCUUUGAGGACCAUGUACCGACGACGAUCCCAGUGCUGCCCGGGCUACUAUGAGAGCGCUGACCUGUGCAUUCCUCUGUGCACGGAGGAAUGCGUUCAUGGCCGAUGUGUGUCUCCAGACACCUGUCAGUGUGAGCCAGGAUGGGGAGGCAUUGACUGUUCCAGUGGUUGUGAGAGUGAUCACUGGGGUCCACACUGCAGUAACCGAUGUCAGUGUCAGAAUGGUGCGCUGUGCAAUCCGAUCACUGGCGCAUGUGUAUGCACAGAUGGUUACAAGGGCUGGAGGUGUGAGGAGUCGUGCAGCUUGGGGACUUAUGGGAAAGGAUGUCAGUUCCAGUGCCAGUGCAUGAAUGGUGCCACUUGUGACCAUGAGACUGGGGAGUGCCGCUGUGCUCCUGGCUACACUGGAGUGUUCUGUGAAGAACUUUGUCCCCCUGGUAGCCACGGUGCUCAAUGUGAGAUGAGAUGUCCCUGUCAAAAUGGUGGGAUGUGUCACCACAUUACCGGAGAGUGCUCAUGCCCUGCUGGAUGGAUGGGUUUUGUCUGUGCCCAGCCAUGCCCGUAUGGAAAAUUUGGAAUUAAUUGCACACAGGACUGUCCAUGCCAUAAUGGAGGUAUUUGCAAUCAUGUAACUGGCCAGUGCCAGUGCCCUGCUGGCUAUACUGGGGACAGGUGUCAAGACGAGUGUGUCAUCGGCAGCUAUGGUGUCAAGUGUGCCCACAAAUGUGACUGUCUGAAUGGAGCCAAGUGUUUCCACGUCAAUGGAGCCUGUGUAUGUGAGCCAGGCUAUUCAGGAGACCGGUGCCAGCAACGCUCUUGUCCUGAAGGAUUCUACGGACGAAAGUGUGACAAGCAUUGCCCCUGCGAUUUAAGGAAUACCCUGAGCUGCCACCCCCUCUCCGGCGAGUGUACCUGUGCUGCAGGAUGGACAGGGCUCUAUUGUAAUGAAACGUGCCCUCCACAGUACCACGGAGAAGGCUGCCAAGAGCCAUGUUCAUGUGACAAUGGGGCUGACUGUGACAGCAUAACAGGACAGUGUGUGUGCGCACCAGGGUUCACGGGAGAAGAUUGCACUCAAACAUGCCGUCCUGGGACCUAUGGGGAUAACUGCUCAGCAGUGUGCAGUUGCCUGAAUGAAGCCGACUGCUCUCCGUUAGACGGUUUGUGUAUCUGCAGAGAAGGAUGGCAGGGGGCUGACUGCUCCAUUCCAUGUUCCAGUGGAUUUUGGGGGCUAAACUGCAAUCAGAGCUGUGUUUGUGCUAAUGGGGCUGCCUGCAACCCCAUCGACGGUACCUGCACCUGCUCACCUGGGUGGAGAGGACUGAGCUGCGAACUGCCCUGCCCGGAUGGCACUUACGGACUUCAGUGUAGCGAGCAAUGUGACUGCAGCCACGCCAGGGGUUGUGACCCCGUCAGUGGAUACUGCCAGUGCCUGGCAGGAUGGACAGGUGUCCGUUGUGACAAUAUUUGUGCUCCUGGUCACUGGGGGCCCAAUUGCUCCAUGUCCUGCAGCUGUGAAAACGGGGGCUCCUGCUCACCAGAGGAUGGCUCCUGUGAAUGUACACCAGGCUUCCGAGGUGCCAACUGCCAGAGAAUCUGUUCUCCAGGGUUCUACGGGCAUUACUGCAGCCAGAGCUGUCCACAGUGUCUCCACAGUAAUGGGCCAUGCCACCACAUCACGGGCCAUUGCGAGUGCUUGCCUGGAUUCUUUGGGUCCCUCUGUAACCAAGUCUGCCCUAGUGGAAAGUUUGGCAAGAACUGUGAAGAGAUAUGCUCUUGUACCAACAACGGCACUUGCAACCCAGUGGAUGGCUCCUGCCAGUGUUUCCCUGGCUGGAUCGGAGAGGACUGCUCACAGGCCUGCCUGCAGGGAUUAUGGGGUCCAAAUUGUAUCCACACAUGCAACUGUCACAAUGGAGCGCAGUGUAGUGCCUAUGAUGGGGAGUGCAAGUGUGCAGAGGGCUGGAUAGGACUGUACUGCACACAGAGAUGCCCAACAGGAUUCUUUGGAAGAGAGUGUGCUCAAGUGUGUCACUGUCAGAAUGGAGCAGAUUGUGACCAUAUCACUGGGCGUUGCUCAUGUCGGACUGGCUUUAUGGGAGACCGCUGCGAGCACAAAUGCCCUCCUGGAACAUUUGGCUAUGGGUGCAAACAGCUGUGCGAGUGUUUGAAUAACGCCACCUGUGACCAUGUGACUGGGACGUGCUACUGCAGCACUGGCUUCAAAGGAAUCCGAUGUGACCAAGCUGCCCUUAUGAUGGAGGAACUAAAUCCCUACACUAAGAUCAGCCCUGCCCUGGCAUCAGAGAGACACUCAGUGGGAGCUGUUGUGGGCAUCAUCACGCUGCUCUUCAUCAUAAUCACCCUGCUUGGCCUUUUUGUGUGGUACCGGUAUAAGCAGAGGGAGAAGGGACAUGACAUGCCAAGCGUCUCGUACACCUCAGGCAUGAGGAUAAGCACUACUGACUACUCACUGUCAGAUGCCUCCCAUAGCAGUGCCAAUGGACACUAUUUCUCAAAUCCAAGUUACCACACUUUAUCUCAGGGUGCCAGCAGUCUGAGCAGGAACCCCAGCAGUAAGCUUAAGAGUAGAAAGACAGCCAGAGAUAGUGCUGCCUGGAGGCCAUACUGCAACCUGAAUGAUCUUGGUGCUGCUGGAGUAGAGCGCCAGUACAACACAUACAUUGUAGACCAAGGUCUGGCAGAUUACAUAAAAGGGUCAGUAUGCAGCUCAAGCAGCUGCUCGUUGACCAGCAGCGAGAACCCAUAUGCCACCAUCAAGGACCCUCCCAGUCUGGCCUGCAAGCACGCCGAGAGCAGUUAUGUGGAGAUGAAGUCUCCGGCACACCGAGAUGGGCCUUUUACUCAGGUGCCCUCUUCUCCCAUGGCCAAAAAGAAUGUUUAUGAAGUGGAGCCCACUGGUACCAUGCUUCAUGGAACGAAUACCAACUACAUGCAGAACCCAUAUGACCUUCCAAAAAACAGCCACAUCCCGGGUCACUACGAUUUACUUCCAGCUCACAAUGUAGCCCCUCAUGACCACUCCCAAUAGGGGAUGUCUCAGUUGCACCUGCACUGGCUGGACUAGAAGGUCCUGGAAGUCUACUGCAUGUCCAUUUCAUUAUACAUUGAACUGUGACAGGAGGAAGCAAGUGAGACAUGAAGAGGACUGUGAGAAGCACACCCUAGGAGAGUAGCCUACCACAUUUAUGGAUGUCAAGCCCAGAACAAGAAGUGCAUUUGGAAAAGGACAAGGUCGGCUUCAAGAUCUGUUGGAGUUCUACUCGAGUUGCAUUAAUGUGACACUGCUUUGCUCCAGGUGUCACAACUGAAGGCCACUUCCCUCAUGUUUAAAGAAACAGAACCUCCUGUCUACAUUUUAUUUGUUUAAAAUGUAUGUUUUAUUAUACUCAACAUUGUAAAUUUCAUAAUUUCAAAGAAGCAUGCUGAUAAAUGAUAUAUAUAUUAUCUGUACAUGUAUAUAUAAUUCAUAUUGGUCCUCAAGCUAAGGGGAACAAUGGAGCCGUUCACACCAUGGACACAGGGCUUGUUGUGCCCCUUUGGACAAAAACUAAUAACACAAUGCUUACCCUUACCUUCUAUUCACAAACACUUGCAUGCACACCCACCUCUAUGCAAAUUGUGUUCCAUGAGAAUCUCUAAUACACUGGGGCUCUCACACCAUCCUGUACAACAUUCAACAUCUGAUUCCAUGCAACUCUCCUCCCGUGUACACAAUCAGGGUCAAUAUGUCCCGCCAUGACCACACACAUUCAUUUAAGGGUGUACGGGUUUCCCCUCACCUUGCUCUCAUCUGUUAGCACUGUUUGUGUUUUCUUCACAAACACACUUGGGUCCAAAAGCCCCCACACAACAGAGUUUGCAUCCCAUCACCAGUUGGUUGUGUUUUGUGAAGAUUGGCCUUGCCAACUCUUCACUUUUAUGGUCUUCCGUCCACAUCUCCCAGUUAAUUUAAUACCAAGCAGGGUUUUCUCAUGUUGACAAGCAAUAACUUUCAGACAAUCAUCCAGCGCUUCCCACUUGUGUUGGGCAAGAUGGGUCUUGAAGUAAGAAUAUUCUGGUGGAGGGGUUGGACACCAUACCAGCAGCUUCUCAAAUGACCCCUAUAGUAAUCUUACUUACGGAAAUUGGUUUAACAGCAACGUAUUGUAGGGAUGCAGUGGUCAGCUGAAGCAUCACACACAUUUAAGGUGGAUGUUCAGCUGCAUAGCUACUCAUGCUCUGUUGAGAUGACUUAGUGCACCUCUGAUGUACUCUUCAGAAACAAACAAUGUUACAGAGUAAGCCAGCAUUUGAUCCGGAAUUACUUUGUUAUAUGAGAAUUAAAAAUAAAUCUUUUUUUUUUUCAAAAAAU